Messenger RNA from Drechmeria coniospora, 1149 nucleotides. RefSeq lists its product as uncharacterized. Gene Ontology annotation, molecular function: guanyl-nucleotide exchange factor activity. Lineage: Eukaryota; Fungi; Ascomycota; Sordariomycetes; Hypocreales; Ophiocordycipitaceae. Gene Ontology annotation, cellular component: cytoplasm. The record is from RefSeq and is a predicted model, not a curated record. The transcript has a single exon. The coding region runs from base 1 to 1149 and encodes 382 amino acids.
AUGGACGGCACAUUUGCCUUGGGCUCCAAUGGCUCCGGUCAACUAGGCAUUGGCCACAAGGACGACGUCUGCGUACCGAAACAAUCUCAAUUCUACCCCAGCCCUCCAUCCUCUCCCGUCGUAAAGAUUGCUGCCGGAGGAAAUCACGCCCUUCUUCUCACGCAGGCCGGUGAGCUGUAUUGGAGCGGUGACUCGACGAGCGGGGCCUGUGGUGCCACAACGUCUCAAGUCUCAGCCUCGGUCUUUCAACAGGUUCGCCUCACCAAUGACGCUCAGGAACAAGCCGUCGGCCACAUCGAACUCGUCGCCGUUACGUGGGAGGCGUCAUUUAUCGUGGCAAGAGAUGGCCAAGGCAAGAGGACAAAUCUCUUCUCCUUCGGUGCCGGCAACAAGGGCGAGCUGGGCGUCGGGGAACUAUUGGUGCGAACGCCAACGGCCACCCUUUUCAAAGGGUUUCCCCCCGCCCACACCGAGAUUGUCGAUCUAGACGCCUGCAUGGGACACGUCGUUGUCGUCUUGAGCAACGGAGAUGCCUACGGCUGGGGCAAUGGCCGCAAGGGGCAAAUAGGCCUUCCGGGCGCCGUAGUUCAUUCACCGCGCAAGAUCGACAACGUAGGCUUCAGCGUGUCGCGAGCAGUAUGCGCCAAAGAAUCGACAUGCUUGUUUGGAGAAGCCGGGAGCGGAGAGAUGCGGAUAGUAGGAUCGGAUAAGUGGGGUUUAUGCUCCAAAGCACCUGCUGAGGCGCCAGCGUGGAUAGAUGUUGCUGCCAGCUGGGGCGACUUCUACAUAUUGCGGCAAGAUGGCUCAUUGUUGGGCUGGGGCCGAGAUGAUCACGGCCAACUCCCUCCUCCAAAUCUUCCUCGUAUCGUCAAGAUUGCCGCUGGCAGCGAACACGUCGUCGCCCUCUCGGAAGACGGCGACGUGCUGGCAUGGGGAUGGAGCGAGCACGGAAACUGCGGGCCGCAACUUGAUACCAACAAUGUCAAAGGCCGGCCGAGGGCGAUCGCCUCAUCCAAAUACAUCCCACCCAGUUGUCGCAUAGAUGGCAUCGGUGCUGGAUGGGCCACCAGUUGGAUCUGCAUCCAGAGUGCGGGCUCUUCGGAAACUGAGGAUCGACCCGGUUGUGAUUCCGCCACAUCUCGAGUCUAA